Talaromyces atroroseus is the source of this 1077-nucleotide messenger RNA. RefSeq lists its product as hypothetical. Gene Ontology annotation, biological process: cytoplasmic translation. Bases 1 to 1077 code for a protein of 358 amino acids. The transcript is spliced from 4 exons. Gene Ontology annotation, molecular function: mRNA binding; metal ion binding. The record is from RefSeq and is a predicted model, not a curated record. NCBI's taxonomy places the organism in Eukaryota, Fungi, Ascomycota, Eurotiomycetes, Eurotiales, Trichocomaceae. Gene Ontology annotation, cellular component: cytosol.
AUGCCGCCAAAGAAGGGAGCAGACCAGCCCAAGAAGAAGAAGCCGACUGUUGAGGACAAGACCUUUGGUAUGAAAAAUAAAAAAGGUUCAACUGCCCGCAAACAGAUAGCCCAACUCGAAGCGCAAGCCCAACACAACAAGAAUGCCGAUGAGAAACGCAAGGAAGCCGAGAAAGCCCGUCGCGCCGCCGAAAAGGCAGCCAGCGAGCAAGCCAAGAGAGAAGCCCUAGAACUGUUCAAGCCGGUGCAAGUCCAAAAGGUCCCCUUUGGCGUCGACCCGAAGACCGUUGUGUGCCAGUUUUACAAGCAGGGUCAUUGCGAAAAGGGCAAGAAGUGCAAGUUCAGCCACGAUCUGAGUGUUGAGCGUAAAGCGGCCAAGAAGGAUUUGUACUCGGACUCGAGAGAUGCGGAUGCCGCUGCUAAUGGUAAAGAGAAGGACACCAUGGACCAGUGGGACGAGGCGAAGCUUCGAGAUGUGGUGCUGAGCAAGCAUGGCAAUCCGCGUACGACGACGGACAAGGUGUGCAAAUAUUUCAUCGAGGCUGUCGAGAAUCAGAAAUAUGGUUGGUUCUGGACGUGUCCAAAUGGCGGCAACAAGUGCAUGUAUCGUCAUGCUUUACCACCGGGAUUCGUCCUCAAAACGAAAGAACAACGCGCUGCUGAAAAGGCCAUGAUGGAUGAAUCGCCACUCAACACCCUCACCUUAGAAGACUGGUUAGAGUCUGAGCGACACAAGCUCACCGGCACAUUGACCCCGGUUACUCCAGAGUCUUUCGCCGAAUGGAAGAAGAGACGCCUUGACAAGAAGGCGGCCGAAGAAGAAGCUCGCAAGGCCAAAGAAGCAACUGGUCGUAUGCUCUUCGAAUCUGGCAACUGGCGUGCCACUGGAGAUGAAGACGAGGAUUCCGAAGACGAUGAAGAAGAAGAAGAUGGCGCCUGGAACCUGGAGGCACUGCGCAGAGAGACUGAGCGUUUACGUCAGCAACGGGAAGAAGAGCGUCUGGCGAAGUUGCAUGGCGGCUCUGUUCCGGGCGAGACGACGCUUGGUGAGGGAUUACAAGUUGACGGGGCUGGCUAA